AUGCCUCUUCAGCCGUGUGUGCAGGGGGACUGCAUUGGUCAACAUGGGGAGCCAUCUCCCCUUCGACUAGUGAAUGGCUCCAAUCGUUGCUCAGGGAGAGUUGAGGUGCUGCAUGACCAGCAGUGGGGCAGCGUGUGUGGCAAUGGAUGGGACAUGAAGGAUGCAGAAGUGGUGUGCCGGCAGCUGGGCUGUGGGACAGCAAUAUCUACCCCCACCUCAGCUCACUUGAGGCACGACUGCAAGACUCUCUAG
Molecule: messenger RNA, 252 nt
Organism: Tinamus guttatus (white-throated tinamou)
Lineage: Eukaryota; Metazoa; Chordata; Aves; Tinamiformes; Tinamidae
Source: RefSeq, a predicted model, not a curated record